This is a messenger RNA of Sclerotinia trifoliorum, 2577 nucleotides long. The record is from the annotation of a GenBank genome assembly. NCBI's taxonomy places the organism in Eukaryota, Fungi, Ascomycota, Leotiomycetes, Helotiales, Sclerotiniaceae.
AUGUCGGCUAAAAAAACUUCGAAAGCCCCUGCCCCGGCUGCUCCAGCUACUCCUGAUGCAGCUACUCCCGGUGCAGCUACUCCUGAUGCGACUGCCCCUGUGACUGCUCCUACGCCGGCUGCACCUGCUCCGAAAGGAAAAAAGCAGGCAAACGCCAAGGCUGGAGAAAUCGGAUGGGAAAAUGCGCCCGAAAUCCAAAAAGAUCCAGCAGCACUCGCUGCAAGAAGAGGACCUAUCGAUGUCGUAUUUAACGAGAUAGAAAGAUGGAAUCUAUUACCCGUCCUUGGUUCUGGGAUCCAUCCAAUUUCAACCAGUGCCGCUGGUUUUCUUUGUGGCCUUCAUGCUCUAGUAUACAGUUACAAUGCAGCGCGAGACCUUGCUGCUCCCGAAGGCACACCAGUGCCUUUGGCAGACAGUGUGACCGCGCAGGAGUUGAUAGCGUUCAGACGGUCACCAGAGUUUUGGCAAGAAGCGCUGGAGUAUUUAACUGCUGGGGGCCAACUCACUUUUGAUGACGAAUUCGGGAUGCCGAAUAGUAAAGAGCAAAUGUUAGUACAAGUAAAGCAGUUUAUACCAGACAUAAGCGACAACUAUACAAUUGCGGAUCUCCAUUGUCUUCUUGGAUUCUUGAAUAAGAAAUACGGAACGCACUAUUCUAUAGGGGAUGUUACCCACGGCUUCAAUGUUAGGUGGGACGUACAAAACAAAGUGUGGGAUUUGGCAUACAAGGUUCCGACACAGUCCAUGGAUGGUGGAAGGGGAAUUCGGCCAGUGUUGUGGCUUUACAACGACAAUUAUGAAAGAGAAGAUGAGUCGCUCCAUCGAAGAGCGCCAGGUAGAAAAGAAGGCAUGGGCCAUUGGAUGGGGUUCUCAAGUUCGUAACUGUUUCAAAUUUCCACGCUUCUUCUGCACUCAAUUCCGUUUCCCGAUUUGAAACCUCAAUAUUUUUUUUCAUACGCAAACACAAAGUUUUACUUUCUAGUCAUUGCCUGUUUUCCUUAAUAAUUUCUGACAAGUAAUUGCUAACUCCUUUGCUCUAUAACAGCUUUGCACAGGGACAUAGAUCGACAUUUAAUUGCUGAAGCAAAUUCGUGGUUCGAUGACGCCACCGUGGACGCCUAUUUGAAAGAAGGGGUUUGGAUAGUAACGGAGGACAGCCAAGGAUACCAAGCCGACCUUGAAGAUCAUCAAGAUCCCAGGGAGCUUGAGAUAUCUAAGGGCUGCUUUGUUAGAGAACCUGCGGUAGCUCAGGCAGAUCCUGCUCCGCAAGGUUACAAGUGGGUCCAAGCCGGCCCAUAUGUGAACGGCGCUUCUAACCCAGGAAUGAUUGGAAUUAUUCCACUCAGAAAGUUAAAAAAGAUUGAGAGGAAUGUUCUCAGACAUGCUCAUGAUAUCGCGGGCGCAAAUGCUGUCAAUAUUCUCAAAAAUAAUGCUGUUAAGAAAGAUGGCAGAGGCCUAUGGCUAGAUUUCUAUAUUCAUCGUAGUAUCGAAGCAACGUCUAAGACUGGUAGGAAAUAUGCAGACCCAAAAGACCCGGCAAAGAAGUUUGUGAAAGGCUUCACGUUUGAGGACGGUGAAUUUCUCCUAGAUACUCACGAGCCCCUCAAACGUCUAUGCGCUCGCAUGAUUAGAAUGGAUGGCACUUCGGGAAGAGUCAAAGCUCGCAACCUUCAAUUUUUGGAAAGGGCAUGGGGACUCCCCGAACAGCUUCCCAUAGCAGUGAAGGGCAGUCAAAAGAGACCAGACGCCGUAUUUACUCCGGGAAUGAAAGCCAUUUCAGGCAUAGUCGAUAAAACAGACGCUAGAUACCAAUAUAGAAAAGAUAUGGAUGUACAAGAUUUCAAGAUAAAGGACCUAAGGCUUCACUGUCAAGCUCGAGGUCUCGACUUUCAGGAAUAUGGAAGAACUAAAGUCAGUAUGUUGGCAGCUCUUGUCAAGUACGAUUCAAGUGGAGUCAUUAGAAGCAAAGCUGUGGAAACUAAACAGCCCGAGCCCGUUGAUGAACCCGGACUACCUCUGAGACGGGUUCUCGCAGAUGUUCCAAAGAUUGCUGGUCCACCCAAGAUGCCUCCAUUCCACGCAACCGAAAUAGUGUUGGAGAUAGGUAAGGGUACUGCUGACGAUCCGGCAACAUGGGUAAGAGAUUAUGAAGGACGUUUUGGUAGGAUAGAUGAGAAGAAUCUUGAGCCGAUUAAAGGAGCAUGGGGUAUUGAACUUGAUAUGUUGAGGUGGAACAAAAUGAUCGGUGACAUGAGGAAGGAUGCUGGCUGGGGAAGUAAUUCUAAAGCACAAAAGGAAAAAGCUGCAAGUAAGGCACGAGCUCCAAAAGCAAAAGCUGCUGCUUCAAAGGCUGCUGCUCCAAAACCGCCAACUGCAAAGAAAGAUAAAAAAAGACCCGCAUCUGAAUAUGCAGGACCUCCAGCCAAAAGGACAAGAGCAAGUGUCGCAGCGGAAGAAAAAGCUUUAAGUGACACAGCGAAGGCAAAAGCUGCAAGUGUCGCACAAAAGAAAGCUCUAAGCCCCAUACUAGAAAAAGACGAGAUGGAAAUGGAGGAUUUCGUAGCCGAGGAUAUAUAA